AGACAAGCAGGGCUCACGCAGCCUGGCAAUGGCAGGACCGCGUCUCGCAGUGAAGCGACAUGGUAGGCCUAGUGCUUCCGAGGCACUACGAACUCGAUGUUUGGAGCAAGCACGAGCCAACAGAGAUGCACUCUUCGAGAAAAUGCGAGGGCAAAGUGCUCGAGAUUUCACAGGGAGGGGAAGUCCCGAGUGUCCCGAGUGUUCUGAGACUCUGAAAGCUGAGCCCAUCCAUUCUGACUUGCGAAGUCUGGUGCGGGAAGUGGUCCUAGACUCGCGAGAAAUGGAAGGAUGGCUGGACGAAGAGUCGGCCUUGGCCUUGGAAGAAGAAAUCUAUGCGGAGCUCUGUGAGGAGGAGAAGCGUUUGGAACGCUUAGCCCAAGAAGAGUUGGAGCUCUUGGAGGAACAGCAGAACGCAGAAGAUGCCGCCCUCUACGAACAGCAUCUCCUGGGAGGAGUGUGCUGUCCCUUAUGUGGUUUGGGUCGCCUUGAAGUGAAGAAUGGCGAGCUGCUUUGCUCCAAAUGUGAGUUACAAGUACAGUUGAUGGAUGAAGAAAUGUGUCUUGAGCAGAUCUCUGAGGUCCUGUACUUGACCGAGCGUCGACAUGAUGAGGCAUGUGCGGAGCGAGGCAAGUUCGAAACCAGCGACAGCUGGGGCCAGAACCUGCUGCAGUUUCGCUGUAAAAAAUGUGGCUGGAACGAGCUCGUGUUCUGAGAGCCGGAUGAACACUGAUGAACAUGUUCCCGAAAAAAGUAGUAUCGCAGUUGGAUAUGAGGAUAUGCCAGUCAUCCUUCCAAUUUUCUCCAAACGAUUUGUUGGAAUGCUCCGACUGACAAGUGCCAAACUAUCACACCACUUGCCUCAAGCAGUUUGCAUAUCCCGUGUAGUCUGGGGAGGCAAACAUGUGAGAAUUUCACAUGUGUCGAUGCGACAGCGGGAAAAUCCUU
Cladocopium goreaui is the source of this 945-nucleotide messenger RNA. NCBI's taxonomy places the organism in Eukaryota, Dinophyceae, Suessiales, Symbiodiniaceae. The record is from the annotation of a GenBank genome assembly.